GGAAAACAUUACGCCAUUACUUCAGUUUUCAAGCCAGUAACUAGGGUUUCUUGUUUAUAGAGUAGAUAAAACUUCAAAAAGAAAAGAAAUGUCAUAUGAUUACAGUGAUUCACUGCCUGCAGAAGCUGCCAAACGUUAUCAAGAGAAACUACAAUCGCUUGGCCUUGAAAAAUGCCCUUACAAGCUCCCUGCUGACGAUUGGAUUGACGAUCCGACUGAGUGGCCAAGUUUGACCUAUCACCACCUAUAUCACUACUUGAUAAGACGGUCUGCAACUAGUGUUAAUACACCAGCGUUAAAUUGGGGAAGAAAUCAUGAGGAUGAAGCAAUAACAUUAUAUGAAAAUGUUUCUGCAAAUCCGGAGUUUAUAACCGAUUUUUUACCGGUCACCGAUGUCUCCACCCAUGAAAAUUUCAAAGUUGGUCGCUUGGGUCUUUGUAUACACACCGUGAAACAAUGGUAUGGACCCUCUCCUGAUGCCGCAACAUCAUGUGACUGUUGUGGUUUCGGUGUGUUGGAAGUAAAGUGUCCAUAUAGUUUGAAAGAGAAAUCGUUGAAAAAAGAAAUUUAUUCUGGAAAGUUUUAUAUUACAUAUAUAUGAUGUAAACAAUGGGUAUACUUUGAAAAAUAAUCAUACUUAUUACUACCAAGUUCAACUAGAAAUAUUUACAACAGCUGUCAAGUGGUGUGACUUUAUGGUCUGGACACCAACUGAAUUUAUAAUAAUAAGAAUAUCAAAAGAUAAGGAAUUUGAGAAAAAUGUCAUUCCAUCGUGUGAUUUAUUUUGGAAAAACAUUAUCCUGAUGACACGAAAAAGUUAAAACACCGAGAUUGACACCGCUGAAUCGCCUGCAGUUAAUACUCCUACCACUAAAAAGCUUUACUGUAUAUGUAAAACUGAUGAUCCAACAGGAGAAAUGGUGACGAGAAAAACACGGGAGGAAUUUAGACUAUGUUCACACAUUGCGGAUAGAUGUCAAUAGAUGUGCGGGUAGAUAUAACUCAAUUUUUUGUCAGACUUGCAAGCAUUGGGUACAUAAGAAGUGCAGUAGUAUUGGUGGAAGGUUAAGAGCUGACAUUCAGUUUGUAUGCAAGCGCUGCAAAGGUGAGUAUUUCCAGCUUCAAUGAUCUACAACAGCGGCUCGUUAGAGAUAGUUGAGAACUUCUGUUGCUUAGGUGAUAUGUUGGGCAGUGAAGGGGGUGUUGGAAGAAGUGUCACUUGCAGGAUAGGUUCUGCUUGGAAAAAGUUCGGAGAGUUACUUCCUUUGUUGACUAGCAGAGUCUUGUCAAUUGAGUUAAAAGGUAGGUUGUAUGAGGCCUGUGGAAGAAGUGUUAUGUUGUACGGUAGUGAGACAUGGGCAGUGAAGCAGGAAGAUCUUGACUGUUUAGAUAGGAGUGAUAUGAGAAUGGUUAGGUGGAUGUGUAACGCCAGUCUGAGAGACAGAAAGAGUUCAGAUGAGCUAAGAAACAGGUUAAGUAUCCGUAGAAUUAAAGAUGUUAUCCAGAUAAGAAGAUUGAAUUGGCUGGGGCACUUGGAAAGAAUGAAGGGAGAUAAUUGGGUAAGAAAGUGUAGAGACUUGAUAGUUCCUGGGGCAAAGCUCAGACGCGGACCGAGAAAGACUUUGCAGGAGGUUAUAAGGACAGACUUGAUAUAGAGGAAGUUGAGUUUAGAUCUAACACAGUCAAGAUCAGAUUGGAAGAGGGUCAUUAAUAUACCCCGUCCAACCCAUGCUAGCAUGGAAAACGGAUGUUAAGCCGAGAAUGAUGAUGAUGAAUGAUGAUGAUGAUGUCGUUUCGGAAUGAUUUUUGUUGCGGGUAGGCCUCACGUUCACACGGUUUCAAAGCUAUCAGAUAUGCGAAACGGGAUGAUUCCGUUCCGGUAUAAAUAGUGAAAUGAAUCCGCUCCUCUGUUUUUCGAAAAUCAUGUUCACACGUCAUUCCGAAACAAAACGAUUCCGAAAUAAAACCUAUCCGCAAUGUGUGAACAUAGUCUUAGUAUGCUUGAAAAAAAAGAUCUGAGACAAAGGGUGAAAGGGAUUUGAUGAGUGGUGAAAUUGAGAUGGAAGAGACAAAUUGAUUUUCUUUAUAUAUCAUAUAAAGAGACUGGAGAUGAAAAAUGAUUUUGCGGAAAUAGAGGUUCUCGCUUUUUUAAAAGAAAUGCGUGUGACUUUAACAAUAUUCUUUCAGUGUGUGAGGUAUUGAAAAUGCUUGUGUCACUCGCUCAAUGCGUGCGAGUUGACACGUCAUUGAUAUUGGCUGGAAUGACCCGAAUACAUUUCGAAAUGGACAGGUUGAUGACGUCAUCAAAAUCUCUUUCGUCAAAAGUGCAUUUUCCAUAUAUAUUUGGCGGGUAUUUGCUGACUUUAGCAAAAUUAAACCCUUAUAUAUAUAUAUCCACAUAUUAUGAUACAGCAAUUGUUAAAAUUUGUUUAAAUGUUUUGAUUGUUGAUAUGAUACCACACAUUUCAGGAUGUAAAAAAUCAGGUUGGACAACGUUACAAUGAUUUUGUACAAUUAUGCAGUAAAUCUUUUGAAUAUUUUUACAGGAUACAGAGAUGGAAGUCAGGCCUGGAAAUUUGGCAAAAACGAUCGUUUUGUUUCUGCGACGUUUCCGUGAAUCAAUAAAGACAGUAUGGUAAAUUGUUUCCCUUGGACAAUACUUCAAAUUAUAAUAAUUUUAUAUUAUUUAAACCGAUUGAAUAAUCCACUAAUUGUCUUUCAAAAUUUAUUGUGCUUCUUUUUAGCGAAUUUUAUUAAGAAGGCUGGAAAACGUUUUAAACCAAAACCCCUGGAGAAAUCCACUCAAGAACAUUUAAAAAAUUUUUAUGUUUUAUAUCACAAAGUCAUUUUUUGUCAAUUUUAAUAAAAAGGUAUGAACAAUGAAUUAAAACUUUUAAACUAAAUAACAGUAAUAACAAUGUUAAUUGCCUGUAACUUUAAUUAAUUUAUAAUAAAGCACUUGUUACAGUAAAUAAGCAUGCAAUGUGAUUCUUAAUGAAAUCAUAUUGUUUUAUAACAUGAUUUGUAGACAAUUACAAUUGUAAACAAAACAUUUUUAAAAUACGGAACAUUUUUAUAGGGAAUAUUAUAGACGCUUUUAAAGAAAAUUGUAAACAAUAUAUUCCACUUUGGCUGUUAUAGACAGACACAGUCUCUGGAUUAUUAUAGAGAUAUAUUUAUAUUAUUUUACUACUACA
Hydractinia symbiolongicarpus is the source of this 3197-nucleotide messenger RNA. RefSeq lists its product as uncharacterized. The transcript is spliced from 2 exons. NCBI's taxonomy places the organism in Eukaryota, Metazoa, Cnidaria, Hydrozoa, Anthoathecata, Hydractiniidae. The coding region runs from base 89 to 601 and encodes 170 amino acids. The record is from RefSeq and is a predicted model, not a curated record.